AUUGAGAUAUUUUCUUUUGUACUUUCGAGUUAGAUUUUGAUAAGCAAAAUAUAACUAGCUAGGUGAUUAUUCCCACUCUCUCUCACCCAUCACCAUGCCUCAUUUUCUCUCACUCAUCACCAUGCCUCGCAAGCGGAAGCAGCGACGAGGAGUCAGUGAAGAACACAGACGGGUGAAGAAGUCGAAAGUCCACAAGUUGCCUGCCUCGUUGCCUUCAGCUUCAGUAAGUGGCUUCACUGCAGUAGUGGGACUAAAUUCAGUUGAUCAAACGACCAAACUAGGCAAUGGAGUCCAAACGGAAUCUGCUGCUGUUUUGAGCAAGGUUCUUAGCGAUGAAUCAUUGGAAAGCUUCACCACUGACAGCUCGACAUCCUCACUCGCACAAGUUAGAGCAGCUUUCUAUCCUAAAUUUGAAAAUGAGAAGUCCGAUCAAGAGGUUAGGAAAAGGAUGAUAGAGAUGGUUUCCAAAGGCUUGGCUACAGUGGAGGUUUCACUCAAGCACUCUGGCUCACUUUUCAUGUAUGCCGGACACGAGGGAGGAGCAUAUGCCAAGAAUAGCUAUGGGAAUAUUUACACUGCAGUUGGUGUUUUUGUACUUGGGCGCAUGUUUUGCGAAGCUUGGGGUUCACAAGCCAGCGAGAAGCAAUCUGAGUUCAAUCAGUUUCUUGAGAGAAAUCGUAUGUGCGUAUCAAUGGAGCUCGUUACUGCUGUAUUAGGAGACCAUGGGCAACGUCCUCGUGAAGAUUAUGUGGUUGUGACUGCUGUCACAGAGUUGGGCAAUGGAAAACCAAAAUUCUACUCAACCCCUGAUCUUAUCAGUUUUUGUAGGAAAUGGCGUCUACCGUCGAAUCAUGUGUGGUUAUUCUCAACAAGGAAAUCUGUAAUGUCAUUUUUUGCGGCUUUCGAUGCACUCUGGGAGGAAGGAACAGCAACCACUGUAUGCAAAGCUCUUGAGGAAGUUGCAGAUAUAUCAGUACCUGGAUCAAAAGAUCAUACAAUGGUGCAGGGUGAGAUCUUGGAAGGUCUAGUGGCUCGGAUAGUAAGCCAGGGGAGCUCAGAACAUAUGAAGCAGGUUUUGAGAGACUAUCCUCCACCACCUAUGGAGGGAGUUGUUCUCGGAUCUAGCCUGCGUGAAGUAUGUGCUGCAAACAGAACUGGAAAGCAGCAAAUUAUGGCACUUCUUAAGAGUGUUGGUACAUCUUUCUGCCCAAACUAUUUGGACUGGUUUGGAAUUGAAGCCUCUGAUAGUCAUUCAAGAAAUGCAGAUCAAUCAGUUCUGUCAAAGUUUCUGCGAACCCGUCCAGCAGAUUUUUCUACUACCAAAUUACAGGACAUGGUUCGACUGAUGACAGAAAAGCGCUACCGUGCUGCUUUUAAGUUUUAUCAUAACUUUCAUAAAGUUGGCUCUGCCACAAAUGGCAGUCUUCAUCUUAAGAUGGUUAUAUGUGUACACGUUGACUCAACUUUUAAACGGUACCAGAAAGAGAUGAGGGAUAAUCCUGAUUUGUGGCCACUAUAUCGAGGUUUUUUUGCCGACCUGAACUUAUACGAGUCUAAUAUGGGAAGAGCUGUAGAGCUCCCCACGGUAACUAGUUCUAGGAGUGGCUUAAAUGGUGAAUCAGAAAAAGGUGAUUUAGCUGAUGAAGAUGCAAACCUGAUGAUCAAAUUGAAGCUCCUUCCGUAUAUGAUACGGACCUUUCUGAUUCGGAAUGGCUUGUCUAUUCUUUUUAAGAAAGGUGGAGCUGCAUACAAGAUGUACUACAUGAGGCAAAUGAAGUUAUGGAAUACUUCAGCAGCAAAGCGAAGGCAGCUCAGCAAGAUGCUGGAUGAAUGGGCUGUAUAUAUUUGUAUGAAAUAUGGACACAAACAACUGUCGUUGUCCACAUAUCUUAGUGAAGCAGAGCCAUUUCUUGAGCAAUAUGCAAAGCGCAGUCCCAAAAAUCAAGCUUUGAUUGGGUCUGCUGGUGGUUUGGUUAGAAAUGAAGAUUUCAUGGCCAUUGAUGAGGGAAUUCAAGAUGAGGAGGGUGACCUUGAACCAGAGAGAGAUAUAAUACCUUCAACUCCAACUCCCAUUGUCAAGGAAACCAUCGCUAAGGAUCACGGGCUUAUCGUUUUCUUUCCAGGAAUCCCAGGUUGUGCUAAGUCAGCACUCUGUAAAGAGAUACUGAGUUCCCCUGGAAGGCUUGGUGAUGAUCGUCCAGUGCAUAGUUUGAUGGGUGAUCUUAUCAAAGCGAGAUACUGGCCGAAGGUUGCUCAAGCGUACCGCAAGAAACCAAACUCUAUUAUGCUUGCUGACAAAAAUGCUCCCAAUGAAGAAGUUUGGAGACAGAUUGAGGACAUGUGUCUCAGCACAGGGGCAUCUUCUGUUCCGGUCAUACCGGACUCAGAAGGGACCGAAUCAAAUCCAUUCUCGCUCGAUGCUCUUGCUGUUUUCAUGUUCCGGGUGCUUCACCGUGCUAAUCAUCCUGGAAAUCUCGACAGUUCAACUCCGCAUGCUGGUUACGUGUUGUUGAAGUUCUACCAUCUUUAUGAGGGCAAGGACCGCGAGGAGUUUGAAACGGAGUUAAUAGAACGUUUUGGCUUGAUUGUAAAGAUACCUCUAUUGGAACCCAAAAGGCCUCCUUUACCUGAAACUGUGAGGUCUACUUUGGAGGAAGGAUUGAGUUUAUACAAACUUCAUAGCAGAGAACAUCGAAAUUUGGAUUCCUCUAAAGGCCAAUAUAUCGAUAAGUGGACUCAAUGGGAGAAGCAAUUACGCGAUACCUUGUCAGCAAAUUCUGAAUAUCUCAAUUCCAUUCAGGUCUCAUUUCGCGUCUCUGCUGAGAAAGUUAUCGAACAACUCAAAGCAAUCAUCGCAAAGGGAGAUCAUAAAGCACCUAGUAUUAGUAUUAUAAAACGGAAUCCUGGCGCCAUUGUCUUUGCUGCUGUCACUCUGCCUGUUUCAGAAAUCAUCAAUGUCAUUCACAAUUUAGGUAGGAAGGAUCACAGAGUUGAAGCUUUUCUGAGGGGCAAGGAUUUGGAAAGCAGCCUCAGAAAAUGCCACCUAACUCUGGCUCAUAGGCGAAAGCACGGUGUAGCUGCUGUGGCCAGUUUUGUGCCGUUUCUCAACCAGAAGGUUUCCGUUGCUGUGCGUGGGUUGCUGUUCUCGAAGAAGCUGGCAGCGUUGGAAGCUGAUCCCGGGGCAGUCGACGAGGAGAAGAUCAAUUCCAAGAAUGAAUGGCCGCAUGUGACAGUGUGGUGUGGUGAAGGUGUUGCAGCCAAAGAAGCAAGUACCUUGCCUCAGUUAGGUGCACAAGGAAAGGCCACUCGUGUUAAGAUCAAUCCACCCAUCACCAUCACCGGAGUUGUGGAGUUGUUCUGACUUUUUUUCAUUUUUUUAUCUCAAACUUUGGAUGCCCAAUUUUGCAGCAUGGAUUCUUAAUUAGGAUGCUGAUGAUCAAGGUAUAAUACUCAUAAUUUUAGUUUGAUGUGUAAAUAGCAACUAGCUGAAAUUUUUGACAGAGCAAACAGAUAAUAUCCUUCAUCAUCUGAAAAUAUUAAAAUAGUUUUAA
Molecule: messenger RNA, 3551 nt
Organism: Salvia miltiorrhiza (redroot sage)
Lineage: Eukaryota; Viridiplantae; Streptophyta; Magnoliopsida; Lamiales; Lamiaceae
Product: tRNA ligase 1-like
Exons: 28
Coding region: 95-3361 (1088 amino acids)
Biological process (GO): tRNA splicing, via endonucleolytic cleavage and ligation
Molecular function (GO): RNA ligase (ATP) activity
Source: RefSeq, a predicted model, not a curated record